GAAAUGAGACGAACUUACCGCCAAAAGUAGGCUUUGUAAACAAACUAAAAAAAAUUUUAAUCUAAUUAUUUUUUAAAAAGAAUUUAUUUAAAAACUCACCAAGUGAUUAAAAAGCCAAGUGAUGGUACGAACUCGUUCUCAACAAACUGUUUCAGAAAAUCCAACACAGAAUCAAGAAAAAAAGACCACCAAAACUAAAAAGACUGUGAAAAAGGUUCAACCUGAAGCAUCAACGACUAUUUUGGAACGUGUAGAUGUUGCAAUUGAAGACGCCAAAUCAAAGCCAACUCCGAAAAAGAAAGUUUUGCGUUCUCAGAACAAAAAUGGAGAAAGUUCUAAAUCAACGGCAAAAUCCGAUUUAGUUGAAAAUGCCGCUUUGAAAAGAAGAGCUCCAAAGAGAACUAACAAAGCUGAAGUGAAAGUUGUUGCAGGUGCAAAAAAGGAAACUGAAAAUGGUGAUCAGAAAAAACCGUCGACGAAAACUUUUGAUACCAUUUCUGAAACAGUUGAAGACAAAGAAAAUCUCGAAGCUAAAAUUGAAAAACCUGCGGAAACUUCACAUCCUUUACCUUUUGAGACAAAAUUAUCUCCUGGAAAAUCAGUAGACUCAAAAGGAAAACGUAAAUCUCCAAUCAAAAAGAAAGACGUUCAAUUAAGUAAAACAAAAGCAGUAGAAAGUCCAGCUAAAAAUAAAAAGCCGGUUAAAGCUCAGAAAAAAACUGUGAAAAAAGAUGAUAAAACUAAAACUAUUGAAACUGAAAAAACGCACCAAGAACCAAGUGAACAAUCAGAAGAUGUCAAUGAUGAAGAAGAAACUAACAAAGAUAAUCAUGAAACAAAUGAAAAACCUAAAAUUGCGACAAGAAAACGUGGGCGAGUUAAGACAGAGAAGAGUCCUGAAAAACCAGUCGAACCCAAGAAGAAUAACAAAACACGUGCGCUUAGUAAACUUAAAUUGAUGAUUGAUUUUAAAUUUCCAAAACGAACAUCGCGUAGAACUAAAGCAGCAAAGAGAAAGUCUGAAGUUCUUCCUUCAACAUCUUCAGGUUCAAAAAUUGUUGAAAGCAAUGAACUCUUGUCAGAAAAUUCAAAGAAAUCAUCUCAACCAUCAUCAUCGAAAGUUGGAACAUCAUCAAAUGCAAGUGAAACUAUUGAAAAACCUGAUAAUGAGAAUGUCGAUCCUUACAACUUUAAUUCAUCUCAAACUGAGAACAAAAGUGUCAAAAAACCAGUCAAGUCAAAGAAACGCGUGUCGCCAAAGCCUGGAGGAAAUAUGGAACUGCUGAUGCAGAAACAAGCUUUGGAUAUUCUUUCUACUUGUGGUGUUCAGUAUGAUUCGUUAAGAGCUAAGAUUGAGCAACAAAUUAAAAUGCCAUCAGCACCAGAAGUUUCUUCAACUUCAUCAGCAGAUUCGAAGAUGAAACCACAAAAGACGUUUCAGGAAAGAAAUCUUCAGCUUGAAAAUCCUUUUCAUUCUAAAGUUUGGAAUUCACCAAGAGCAUCGAUUUCUCCUCCGUUCUCAGAAGAAUCUUUUGGUCCUAAAUUUGUUUCCGGCUCGCCACCAAUUCAAUCAUCGUUUGCAAUUGCAAUGGCAGAAAAAGCAAAGAGAACUUCUUCGGGAUUAAUUUUAAAAAUACCAGCAAGAGCAAGUUAUGUGCUUGAAUCUGAAGAGAAAAAUGAAGAUAGUCAAGUUUUGGGAGAUUCAAAUGCUGAAAAUAUUAUUCCAGACGGGAUGAAAUCGCCCAAGAAGAAGGAAAUUAAUAAAAAUCGAAGUCCGCUUAAAGCUCUUGCGAUUUCUAAAUUGGAUGUCACUGAAGUUACUGAAAGCAUCACAGAGAUUGAUGAAUUGACACUUAAAGACAAAGAAGAGAAGGAAGAAUUUAAUCAACCAACAACUUCAAAGAAAUCUAAGGUCUUGUCAUCAUCAACACCUAUUGGAUUAAAAAAAACCAACACGAGAACUUCUUUUGGUCAUCUUUCUGGGAUUGAAGAAAAUGCAGAAGAAGAAGAAGUUAAGGUUGCUAAAUUAAAAAAAGUUCAGGUGGAACAAAAGUCGGUCCCCAGUCGUCGUCUGCGACGAGCUGCCAAGCGGCUUAAUCGCAUAGAAGAAAAUUAAAUUGACUUCGAUCAUGAUCCAUCACAUCAUUAAUUAAAACUUUCUAUUCAUUCCAACAAAAUUAAUUAAACAACAUUCCAGAUAUUAUGUUUGCAAUAAAAUAUUUCUUUAUACUC
Molecule: messenger RNA, 2232 nt
Organism: Clunio marinus
Lineage: Eukaryota; Metazoa; Arthropoda; Insecta; Diptera; Chironomidae
Source: the annotation of a GenBank genome assembly